AGCAGGACUCGAAAAGGUGUCCAGUAGAACAAGCAGACGGAUCGGUCGCCCGUUCACAUCUGUUGGGCGUGGGAAGGUCCGACACAUAAACUGACAUUCGAAGAGCCCGAACUGAUUUCAACAGAUCGGCCUCAACCAGAAAACAAGUUCAACGAAACGGCAAAUUUGUGUAGAGCAAUCGGGCUAUAGCAAAUGCAGCAAAGUAAGGUGGAUUGCGCGCCUACAUCACACUUAGCAACAUUGACAUCAAAAUAUAGGUGUAUAGUCAACGGUGUACGAUGCGCGAAGAUUACGUAGAAAAUUAGUCGUAUUCGCAGAACUGGAUAAAAUACAGCGGUGAAUGAAAGCCUCUACACAGCAGCAGAAUAGGUCUAAGAAAUGAAAAUGCAGGAAAAAGUCUCCGAGCAUUGACUAGGAACAGUGAAAUGCAGUGCUCGUCGUAGGUCUAAGUUGUGUCCAGCAGGUUAAGCUUGAGGUGCGCAGCCAUGAUUAGGAAAAAGGAAAACGCGGACGACAGGAAGAUGUUUGCGAUGGAGGAUAGUUCAGCUUCGGAGCAAUGGAAGUUCCAUAAAGUUCGAAGAGCUGUUUGUGACAAUCGAGAUGUACGCCGGAUUGAUUUGCGCGGCCUUCGAUGUCUGAUUGUGUCUGAUACAAAUCAGCGUUUGGCAAGCUUCUCUGUAUGUGUUUCAUGUGGAUUAGCUGAUGGACUUGAAAUAGCUGCGCUACAACAGGCUAUUCGAAGUUCAGAAAGAUUCGCACGAUUCGAGGACUUCAUUAAACUAAACAAUGGUGCCGUAUAUCCUCCUGAUGUACGGGUAGACUAUACGGUGUAUGGGUUCGAAGUGCAUCAGUCUGCAUUGACCUUGGCUGCAAUUAAAUUCGCCGAGGUCAUCGCAGUCGGGGAGCUCGGAUCAGUGGCUGGCAAGAAAGCAUUGUUGACUAAUAUUUAUGCUAGAAGCUCCGAAAAUGAAGUUCUAGCUGGCCUCCUAGGAAAAACUCAUCCGUUUAGUAAGUUGCUCGCCUUGUUCCAACAGGACUCAACGUGUCUUACCGAUACUGGACUCGAAGAACAGUUUAAAACAUUCUAUAAUGCAACUCAUAGUUCUCUAGCACUAAGUGGCAAGCAAAGCAUUGAUGAGCUGGCUACCAUUGCCGAAAAGUUUUCUCGUAUCUUUCCUUCGGUAGAAUCUUCACCAGCCCGUGAAUUCACAGCCGGUAGUUUUCUGAAAGAAUAUAGUGUGAAGCAAGAAUUGUCCCAUAUUACAGAGUUUCCACGAGAUCUACUUGAUAAGCUUGUUAUAGUAAACUCAAAUGUCUUAGGUAAAUUUAUUGUUACAUGGCCGCUGAGUCCUAAAUCGUUGGGUGAUUACAGCUGCAAGCCACUUUACUUUGUGUCAUACUUACUUCAACAGAAUCGUCCAGGUGGCCUCCUGAGCCAUCUGAAGAGGGAAGGUUUGGUAUAUGAUAUUCAGAUCAUCAUUCCAGAAAAUGAAUUGGAAAGUAACCGUCGCUGGAAGCUAUAUCGAGUUGUCUUUAUGGUGACGGCUCUCGGCAGUGAACGACGAAACGUAAUCUUAAGUGCGCUACUUCAAUAUCUGAUGCAUAUUCACAAAAAUGAAAUUCAAAGCUGGAUUUACGACGAAGCCGCAACUGCUUUGCGUUUGAAAUAUGAGUUUGCCGAAGUUACGGCCCAGGCUCGGGUAACUCCGAUGAGUAUUGCCGUCCAACGUUUUGCUCCAAAAGAUUGUCUGUUAGGUGACCGGUUAAUGUUGUCAUUCGACGAACAAUGCAUUCGUCGAACGGUAUCGGAACUUCUGUAUGGAAGUUACAGUGCAAUACUCGAAGGCAAUUUUGAUCUGGCAAUCUUUCCGUACGUCAAAUCGAAAGAAGAUUUUGGAUUGGUAACAACCAUGCCGGAAGUUAAUUUAUACGACAUGAUCAAAUUUUCAGCAUAUACACCCAAUGAACUUAUGCCGCAAAGUUUAGAUGUGCAGCAAGAGCUCAUGUAUCUUGAGCAUUAUCCGAACGUUAUCGAGAAAGGAAACUCGUAUCGGCUCUGGUAUCAGUUCAAAUCAGUUGGCCUGCCGAAGAUGUAUUGUUAUGUACACAUGUUCUCUGAUCUGACGGAAUCACCGAAAGGCUUUACUCGAGCAGAGGUCGCUUGCGUAGCUAUUGAAAGGCUCCUAUGCAGUCGAGAAUCAGCCGAUGCUGGCUUUGAGUUUUCUGCAUCAACGAAGGUGUAUGGUAUAUCCCUUGCAAUAGCGGGGUUUAACGAUAAAUUUCCUAGAUUUUUUAACGAAAUUGUCACCCUAAUUUCUGACUUUAAAAUUACCGCCGAACUGUUUCAGGAAUGUCAUGAGGCUGUCUUGGACAGUUACAAACUUCGAAGUAGCAACGCAGCAUAUGCUGAGAAUGUGUUCGCGCAGAUUUACGAUGGCCAAUUAGAUCUCCGAGAGUGUCGCUCGGCCGCUGAAGUCAUCGAGCUUAACUCGGUACAAUGCCUUUUCGCUGACAUGCGAAAAUCUAACUACAUCGAAUGUUUUGUUUACGGCAACGCCACUGCUCAGGACGCCAUAUCACUCGCGCGUAUACUAAAAACAAUGACAAGUACGGAUCCUGUGAAACGACCAGAACCUUACCGCUUAAAACAGGAAAGAUUAGUCAACGAAUAUCGUUCUGCGGCAGAUAACAAUGAAGACGGUUACGCCACGACGAUAUUGUACUAUCAUCAAAGUUCUGAAGAUCAUAACGGCGCCGAGGUGUUCAUCGAUAUUCUGGUCCAUCUUCUCGAACGACAAUUGCAUCUUCAUGAAGGCUCAUCGUGCUUCUUGCCGAGGUCUUGCGGUGGUGAAGCUACAGGAUUUACGCUGGAGAUCACGGGCCGGGCUGACACCAUCACGAAGACAGUCGCAGCCAUCGAGAAAACUAUUCAGAAGACAGCUACCUUAUUGGGGGAAUGCAGCCAACUCGACUUGCUUAUUAAGUUCGCUAAGGCUGACCUUCGGAGGCGAAGAGGCGUCGCCCGACAGCACGUUAGUGGUUUAACGUCCCACUGUCAAAUAUAUCAUAUCGAAGGUUAUCAAGAAACGAUGACUAACGAAGCUAAUGCACUUUUUGAAGAAAUUCGUGAGCAACGCUUCCGCUUCGGAGCGUCGACAUUUUAUGGGGAGUUUCUUCAGGCUCUGGAAACAGAGGAUUUUCGAGCAUGGCUUCGCGAAACCCUGGACACUGGAUGGCUUAGAAAACCUUUAUGUCGAAUACAGGUUCAGUAAUAGUAUUAAACCGAUAAC
This is a messenger RNA of Varroa destructor (honeybee mite), 3290 nucleotides long. RefSeq lists its product as uncharacterized. The record is from RefSeq and is a predicted model, not a curated record. Gene Ontology annotation, molecular function: metal ion binding. NCBI's taxonomy places the organism in Eukaryota, Metazoa, Arthropoda, Arachnida, Mesostigmata, Varroidae.